GCGGCGGCGGCGGCGGCGGCGCGUGCGGGCCACAGCCACGACAAGAGCUGCGUGCUGUGCUGCCAGGAGCUGGAGGUCUACGCCUUGGGCAAGUGCGACCACUCGGUGUGUUACCGCUGCUCCACCAAGAUGAGGGUGCUGUGCGAGCAGAAGUACUGCGCCGUGUGCCGCCUGGAGCUCGACAAGGUUGUGUUUGUGAAGAAACUUGCACCAUUUGCAACGAUAAUGACCCAUCAGUUCCACCAUGAAAAGAAAUAUGACAUCUAUAUUGCCGAUGGGAGGAUUCUUGCACAGUUUAGGCAACUUCUGCAACAUGAAUGUCCAGUUUGUGUCGAGGCGAGACCUUUGAAUAGUUUCGAGGAACUUGAGCAGCACAUGAGAAAGCAGCACGAGAUGUUCAGCUGCAAGCUCUGUGCAAAACACCUUCAGAUUUUUACAUAUGAACGCAAAUGGUACAGUCGGAAGGAUUUAGCACGUCAUCGAAUACACGGUGAUCCGGAUGAUACCUCGCACCGCGGGCACCCCUUGUGCAAAUUCUGUGAUGACCGUUACUUGGAUAAUGACGAACUUUUGAAACAUUUGCGAAGGGACCACUAUUUCUGUCAUUUCUGUGAUUCCGAUGGUGCUCAGGAAUAUUACAGUGACUACGAUUAUCUUCGUGAUCAUUUUCGAGAGAAGCACUAUCUGUGUGAGGAAGGCCGUUGUAGCACCGAGCAGUUUACUCACGCUUUCCGCACAGAGAUUGACUACAAAGCGCAUAAAGCUGCCUGCCACAGCAAGAACCGAGCCGAAGCCCGGCAGAACAGGCAGAUAGACCUUCAGUUUAAUUACGCUUCCCGGCACCAAAGACGGAAUGAAGGCUUAGUGAGUGGAGAGGACUAUGAAGAAGUGGACAGGUUUAACCGAAGAGGAGGGGCACCUCAGAAUCGAGGACAGAAUCGAAGAGGAAGAUGGAAAUAUAAUCGAGAGGAAGAGGAUCGCGACGUCGCUGCAGCAGUUCGAGCAUCUAUAGCGGCACGGAGACAGGAAGAAAAGAAACAAGCUGCUUCAAAAGAAGAAAGUGAAACCAGUAAAAGUACCAAGGAUGAUAAAGAGAUUGAUGACGCUUAUAGCACCAAGGCUGUGACUAGACCACCAUCUGAAACUAUAGGUAACAAGGAGACCAGUAAAGGGCCUUCAAAGGAAGAGUCCAAAACGCUAUGUUCCACAGUUCCACUUAAGCAAAGUAAUCUGGCUGCUGUCCGCCUGAAUGAAGAGGAGUUUCCCAGCUUGUCUGCUUCAGCAACUUCGACAGCCACUGGGCUCACACCAGCCUACGUCUCUACAACCAAAAAGAACACUCCCUUUCAUGAGGAGGACUUUCCUGCGCUUGUGUCUAAGAUCAAACAAAAUAAGCCCUCACCAUCUGUAUCCGCCUGGACUAACGCCCCUGGUAAAAGUGUUCUGAAGGUAGUCCAUCCCAGCAGCACCGUUUCCAAUCGAGCUGUUAAAAAACCCUUACCAGUUAACGGCAACAAAGCAAGCGUAAAAAAUAAAUUGCCUUCGAGAUCCGAGGAGGUUGAAGACGACACUGGUGGGCUUACAGCUCAGGAGUUCAGGAGUACACCCACCAUGCUGGACAUCUCUUCCUUGUUAACUACUUCGACACAGAACAUCUCUAAAGUCGGGAAAAAGAAAAAGGUAGGAGGUGAAAAGCCAAGUUCCUCACCGCCUCUGCUGGUAACCGACCCCGUGGUCAGUAAAGCACAGAAGGAGAAUGUUCCCGAUCCAAAGCAGGACAAUGUGUUGGUCACCAGCGUGUUGAAUGGCCACACUGACAAACUGUGCUUGGAAACUCCAACAAGUGUACGCACCCUAAAGGAACCGCCGGGCUUUAAGCCGGUACAUGACCCAUGCCCUCUACCUGAAGAAGACUUUCCAGCACUGGGAAACCCAGUUUUACCAAGAAAGCCACCUCCAGGUUUUAACAGCUUAUUAGCAGUGAAGAGCCCACCAUCCAACCUUCCUCCUCCACCAGGAUUGUCCGCCCCCGUUAGUAAACCCCCUCCUGGCUUUACUGGUGUCCCUCUGAAUUCAAACAUCAGCGAGCCAGUGAUUCCAGCACCAAAACAACCGGUAUCAACUUUGUCGAGAACUUACCUCAUCCCAGAGAACUUUCAGCAGAGGAACAUUGACCUGAUCAACUCUAUCAAUCAAUACCUGUACAACGAUGAGGCUAAAUUCAGCAAGUUUAGGACUCAGUCGGGGCAGUUCAGACAGGGCCAGAUUUCUGCUGCAGAGUACUACCGGAGUUGUAGAGAACUUCUGGGAGAGAAUUUCAAGAAGAUAUUGAACGAACUGUUAGUUUUGUUGCCGGAUACAGGGAAACAGCAGGAGCUUCUCACUGCUCACAAUGACUUACGGUUACAGGAAAAGCAAGGGUCAAACAAAUCAAAAAAGAACAAGAAAAACGCCUGGCAAACUGGGGUUAAUUCUGAGCUGGACUGUCAGGUUUGCCCGACGUGCCAGCAGGUGCUGACCCCGAAAGACUUUGUCCUUCACAAGACCUUGCAUUUUGAAGAUGACGAGUUUCCAACCCUACAAUCUGUGAGCAGGAUCAUCAGUUAAUUCUCACCAGCCAACGCAGGCCAGACAGAGGAAGACAAUGUACAGUCGCAGACUGGUGGUGCAAGUACAGGGUGUGUGGAUACUAUUUACAGGCAGAUAUUGCUUUGAGGGGAAACCUUGAAAAGUAAAAUAUACUAGUAGUACUUUAGGUCAGAGGAAGGAAAGGGCAUCUGUCAUUUGGCGGAGGAAGCGUUAAUAUGGUACCGAACCUGCUACUAUACUAUUACAGAAAGUAAAGGAUUGUGCAGUCAUUAUACAUUUUUGAAUGUUAUUUUGAGACAUAUAUUCACCAAUUUUUUAAAAAAAUCAGUACUAAGAUAAGUAAUUUAACAUAUUCUUCUACUCCAGCUGUUCAAAAGUGUUGCCAUGUGUCAGUCUGGUUCAGUGGAAGCGCUCUCACCUCUGAGUCAGACCUU
Callorhinchus milii (elephant shark) is the source of this 3023-nucleotide messenger RNA. It is a transcript of the gene znf598, whose product is annotated as zinc finger protein 598. The annotation marks the transcript as partial. NCBI's taxonomy places the organism in Eukaryota, Metazoa, Chordata, Chondrichthyes, Chimaeriformes, Callorhinchidae. Gene Ontology annotation, molecular function: ubiquitin protein ligase activity; ribosome binding. The record is from RefSeq and is a predicted model, not a curated record. The transcript is spliced from 12 exons. Gene Ontology annotation, biological process: protein ubiquitination; rescue of stalled cytosolic ribosome.